AUGAGACUUUUGGUCAUUAUAUUUAUAGUCACAUUCAUCACUGCAACAUAUGCAGAUGACAAUUGUGUUUAAGCUUUCUGUUCAACUGAAAUUAAAUAAUGUAAGGAAGAUGCGACUUGUCAGCAACACCUCGCUGAUUGUGCAAAUGACUUUAGAAAGAGUGUUAAAAAGGCAUAAGAUUCUAAAACGUAUUAAGGAACUGAACACGCAUAUGAUGAUUUUAAUUAUUGUAUGAGAACUCAUCAAAUUGCAAGAACCAUUACCGAGUGUUAAACAAAGCAUUGUCUUAAAAACAAUUUGAUUGGCAUAGACAUCGAUAUAAGAAAUUUGGAGAAAAUUAUAGCUUGA
Molecule: messenger RNA, 348 nt
Organism: Paramecium tetraurelia
Lineage: Eukaryota; Ciliophora; Oligohymenophorea; Peniculida; Parameciidae
Exons: 2
Source: RefSeq, a predicted model, not a curated record